AGCUGCCUGAACUUGAACACUGACGGACAGAAGGCUGCGACCGUGACCACAGCCGGCGGAGAUAAAUCCAGAAGCCGACUGUGUAUUUUUGUUUUUUUUUUCUGUAUUUAUUUUAUGACGCUGUUUAUACUCGUGGUGUUCAGUCAUUGAGGACUUCGUAUCGGUAUUUAAGAUUGAAUCAAUAAAAGCAGGGGAUUUGUGCAUAAAAAGCUGAUAAUGUCCAGGCGCAAACUUGGAAGCCGACCGCAACACCUGAGCGUGAUUCAAGAUGCCCCAGAACCCAGCGUGACUCCGGUGUCACCCUGCUCUCCUGAUCACCUAGCUGGAGGCAGCGAUCUACUGACAUGCGGUCAGUGUGGUCAGGCCUUCCCUCUGGCUCACAUCCUUACCUUCAUCCAGCACAAACAAGGAGGAUGUAGCAGCACCAGGCGUGGCCCACUGGACCACACACCUCAGUCUCCAGCCAAUCAUGCGUUCCAACGUGGCCCGGGCAUGCUACUGGAAACGGGCUACAUGGAGCUGAAGAGGACAACAGGCAAACGUUGGAAAGAAGAGCCAGGUGUGAAGGUGGAGGCUAACCAAGCAGAUGAGCCAUCCAGUUUUACCUGUCUGGUGUGUGAGUGUGUGUUGCCAAGUGCGUGGGCCCUCCUCCAACAUGCCCAGCAUACACACUCCCUGAGUCUCUACCAAGUCGAGGCCAGUCCUCCACAAAAGUCCAAACCAGCAGCCAUGAUGGAUCCACGCCACCUGGGUGCCACACUAGCCUCUGCCUUCUACACUUCCUCUUCCUUGAAACGUUUACCCCACUCCCAUCAGCCCCAGAGCCACGUCCUCUUGUCAGGAGGACGGAAUCUUCAGAGUCUGAACUUCUCACUGUGUCUGCAACGGCUGGCGGAGGUGAGUGUUGGGAAUGGAGGAGUUAUGCCCUCGCCAUCUUCAUCUCCACCCGCCGCUUCUCCUUUUCCUCACUCUACCCCUCCAUUGCUUGGCGCCUUCUCCUGUGAGGUCUGUGGCCAGAAUUUCCAGUCCUUGCGCAGCCUUUCUGCUCAUCGGCGCACGCAUGCCACUGAGAAGCCUUACCAUUGUGCUGUGUGUCGGCUAUCUUUUGCCCAAAGUGGAGAGCUAGCUCGACACAUGAGGAGCCAUCGAAAAACACCUGAAAGCUCAGCGAAAGUGUCAGAAAGCUCAUUAAGAAUCCAAAAUCUUGUUACUGCCACCAAAAAUGAGGAUGGUAAAGUCCCAAGCAGAUUUUCUCAGCAAGGAUAUGGAGACGGUGGGCAUCAGGAAGGUGACCCUGCAGGCACAGGUUUGAUCCUGUUGGCAUCCCAGCCAGGAGGAGCCAACCGCAGUUUGCAAAGGUACUGUCAACUUCAAACGGAGGUAGAUGAGGAGGUACAGGUUGAGCCACAGCAUCCCUCACCCUAUGGCAGCCCUUCAGAGGGCUCGCUGGACAGCGGAGAGACUGGUGAGAGUGGCAUUGCCAGUGGUAAUUGUACUCCCAAGAGACCUGAGCGCGAGGGCGAUGUGGAGGCAGAGGUGGAAAGUGUGGAUGUGGUGCAGGACUGGCAGCAGGACAAUGAGAGACGCCAGUCUGCUGGUCGCAAGAAGAAAGAAGAGGCAUGUGAAUUUUGUGGCAAACGAUUCCGCAACAGUAGCAACCUGACUGUGCAUAGAAGGAGCCACACAGGUGAACGGCCGUACCGUUGUGGGUUGUGCAGUUAUGCCUGCGCCCAGAGCAGCAAGCUGACACGCCAUAUGAAGACCCAUGGCACCCAUGGCACCCGUGCCCCCUUCCAGUGCCAGCUCUGCUCUGUGCCCUUUACUGUCUAUGCCACAUUGGAGAAGCACCUGAAGAAGACACAUGGUAUUAGCAAUGCCACAGUCGGAGCCUACAGCCAGAACACACGUUCUCUAAGCCCUCCUCUUGGAUACACCAACCUUUCCAUUAAAAUGGAGGAUGAUCACACCAUCGAGCACUCUGAAGCCCCAGUCCAAACCAUUACAGAGGUUGUGGAGAUGCCCAAAACUCUCAAAGAAGAGGAACCCGAGAUGGUCACCACUGAUGGUGCGCCCUCAUCCACUCCUGAAGAUGCCAGCCAUAAAGCAGGGUUAAGUCUUGCUCCAAGCACUGCCUGAACAUUCAAGGAAUCCUUCAUGGGUCCUAAAGACCUCAGUUAGCACACCAGACACUUGGAUCUGAUUCUACCCAGCCCCUGGUCAAUAUCUCCCUCAAAAACUGAGAUACCAAAACUGUCUUUUGGUGAAUAGGAGCCACAUUAUGGGUGAUGUAGUUGAUCAGCUAUCCUAGAUCAGAUUACAGUCAAGUGCCUACAUGUAGACAACUGUGACCAUUCCUGUAAGGACUCUGGACUCCGUGUGAUAUUUGAAAUGUUUUGCACUCCUUACGCUGAGUGAUUUGACUUGUUUGUCCAGGACUAUAGAGAUAACAUGAUGUCUUUCAGCCCCAGAAGAAGAUGGGUAAAUCAGUCUAGCGCAUCAAUGACCAAGAAAGAUCAAGAUUGUCUGUACAUCAUUCUUAUUAGUUUUUUUUGUUAUUCUUAGAGGAUUGUUAUUUGCAAAGAAGUUACACACGCAAUUUUAGUGACUCUUAAAGUCAAACUGACAUGGAAAAUGAAAUUUUUGUAAUGCUCUUUCCCCAACAUUUUUGAGAAAAUUAUACUGGCAGUAAGGAUUAUUAUUAUUAUUUUUUAAUAAAUUGGGUUCCACUGAAAAUCCUUUUAACCUUGGAAACAGUUUUCAUCUGUGUCCUGAACACUGGACCUUAAUUUUGGGAUACUGUUUAUAAUGAGCACAGUUUGGGUAUGUGGCAAUGAGCAUCAACAAUCGUAACACGGAUUUCUGUGUUCCUAAUCUUCAGCACACAUGGCAGUGUCUUAGGGAUCUUUGUAAAUGUAUUUGAAGUCAGCGCUUACACAUUCUGUGCAUUAUAACCGAUUCAUCUCAAAACCUCUAGCUGCUCUUCUAUGCAUAAAGCUUAAUUUUAUAAUUAAAAAGAAAACGGGUGUCUGCAUGCUUUCUAUUUUGUCUGUAUUGCUGUUUACAGGUUAUGUGUUUAAAUGCAUGCCUUGAAAUAUUAAGGGUUUUUGUGUUGGGUUUUUUUUUUUUAAUAAUUUUUUUGCCCUGUGUCUUUUCAUGGGUGGUGCAUGUUGUAUGAGGGUGCAAAUGAAAAGCCAUGCUUUAGAGGAAUGACUGGGUGGGGUACAGCACUGACCUGUUGCCUGGAGAAGUGUGUGUGUGUGUGUGUGUGUGUGUCUCUCUCUCUCUCUCGCAAUGUGUGUAAAUAAUACAUAUGGGUUGAAACGUCUUAUUAUAUGUAUGCAGAAUACAUAUAAUACAUAUGUAUGUUUGCUAGUUUAUUUUCUAUGAAUAUUGAUGUCUGUAAUCUAUCAGGGAACUGUUGACUGUUUUUCUUUUAAAUAAAAAAUACAGUUCUGAAUAUUUGACUAUACACAAAUGUGAAAGGCUGUUGGGCACAACAGUGUCCACCACUUCAGGGGAUGACACGCUCUCUCUGUAUAGAGCGCUUCACCCUCCCUAAUGAUGAGGAUCCAUUUUGUUGUUUGCUUCAUCUGUAUUGAUUUCAAUUAUGUAUGUGGAAUAUUUUCCCCAAUAUUCCAUGGGAAGCACAUGCCUUUGCUGUAAAGCAGCUAUAAUUUUCCUAUCCUGUGCCUGUGCAGGGGAAUAUUAAAAGACUGACGCAAA
Messenger RNA from Neoarius graeffei (lesser salmon catfish), 3723 nucleotides. RefSeq names its product zinc finger protein 296 (gene znf296). Gene Ontology annotation, biological process: positive regulation of transcription by RNA polymerase II. Gene Ontology annotation, molecular function: RNA polymerase II cis-regulatory region sequence-specific DNA binding; DNA-binding transcription factor activity. The record is from RefSeq and is a predicted model, not a curated record. Gene Ontology annotation, cellular component: nucleus. The transcript has 3 exons. NCBI's taxonomy places the organism in Eukaryota, Metazoa, Chordata, Actinopteri, Siluriformes, Ariidae. Bases 217 to 2136 code for a protein of 639 amino acids.